Messenger RNA from Raphanus sativus (radish), 4893 nucleotides. RefSeq lists its product as uncharacterized. The record is from RefSeq and is a predicted model, not a curated record. Gene Ontology annotation, biological process: DNA repair; telomere maintenance. Lineage: Eukaryota; Viridiplantae; Streptophyta; Magnoliopsida; Brassicales; Brassicaceae. Gene Ontology annotation, molecular function: DNA helicase activity. The transcript has 12 exons. Bases 1 to 4893 code for a protein of 1630 amino acids.
AUGUCUAAACGGAAAAAAAUUGACGACGGAAUAAGCAUUGGCACUCCCACCAUCUCCACAACACCGAUCAGAGAAUUGCAGCGCGACUGUCCUGUGGAUUACAAUAUACAGAAUAACAUUGAGUUUAAGGAUGUUCCACUCAGUUCUAUAUAUUACAGACUGUUUGAAACAAUUGAAAACAACAAAGUUCCACUCAAUACAACUUCACCAUAUCAACAAAUAAGUAUGCUUUCACCACAAACUCCUAGAAACAAAAGAAGAUGUCUCCUUGGUUUGGAUUCGUGGAAAGACCAGGUAGAAGACACACCAAUGCCGACCAGUUGUUUAACCUCAUUAGCAAAGGAUUUACAUCAGAAGAGCUUAAAAUCUAUCAAAUCUAAGGCGCUUCCUCCACGCAGAAAAUCACCUUCUGUACUUAAAGACAUAACUAAUAUAGUCCAUUUGCGUAAAACAAACUCACAUUCACCAUCAAAGAGUGCAUUUGAUGCAUCAACUCAUAGCAUGGGCGAAGAAGAUGAGAUUGUUGGAAAUGAUUUGUUUGGAGAUCACCAACAGGUUUUUGAAUGUAGUUCGCCAGAGAACACUGAUACAGAAGAUGAUGAAUCCGACUUGGAUGAUUCAAUGGAUUCAGAAGGAAAUGUUGUGCUACGUAAUGUUACAACGGAUUAUGGUCGUGUUGGGAAAUUACCUAAACCUACUAAGAUCAAUUUGAAAGACACUGAUUAUAUAGAUGAGGGUGAUCCUGACUAUAAUUGUUCUCAUUGUGGUGCUAUCAUGUGGUAUGGAGAAAGGCUAAAUAAGCGUCGAACUGCAAAGAGUCCAACCUUUUCAUUAUGUUGUAUGCAAGGACAAGUGCAGUUGCCUUUACUGAAGGAACCACCAGCAGUACUAAAGAAGCUUUUGGAAGGGGAUGAUCCACGAAGCCGACAUUUCCAGAAACAUAUAAGACCUUAUAAUAUGGUUUUUUCAUUCACUUCUCUUGGUGGAACAAUAGUGAGGGGGUUGAAAAAGGGUAGAGGACCUGAUAUGUUCCAAUUACAAGGAGAAAACUACCACUUAAUAGGCAAUUUAACUCCACCAGAUGGAAGAGAAGCGAAGUUUGGGCAACUAUACAUAGUUGACACAGAGAAUGAAGUAGAAAACAGAGCUAAAUGUUUAAGCUCUGGAAAGCAGAACAUUGAGGUCAAGAAAAAAGAUAAUCUCAGGAAUGAUAUUAUUGAUGUUUUGAUGAAGAUGUUAAAUGAAGUUAAUCCAUAUGUCAAGCAGUAUAGAUCAGCAAGAGAUCGUUUUAACACUAAUCCUGAAGAUUCUUUUCAUAUGAGGAUUGUUAGUGAGAGGCUAAAGGAUGGAAGGACAUAUAACACCCCCACGGCUGGAGAAGUUGCUGCCCUUAUUCCUGGAGAUUUUAGUCUUGAUAUGGACAGACGGGAUAUUGUUCUACAAAAAAAGUCAGGGAAACUGCUGAGAAUAAGUGAGAUCCAUGCUUCCUACCUUGCACUUCAAUAUCCCCUAUUGUUUACCUAUGGUGAGGAUGGAUUCAGACUCGGUAUUAAGAAGGGAGCAACCAAAAUUACCAAAAAACAGAAGAAGCCUAACAUAAGUAUGCGGCAAUACUUUGCUUUUCGCCUGCAUGAACGUAAGAAUGAGUCUCAUUCCCUUCUACAUUCUAGAAGAUUGUUUCAGCAGUUUGUGGUCGAUGCCUUCACAACCAUUGAGUCUAACCGCCUCAGAUAUCUACGGCAGAACCAGCCAUCUUUGCGAUCUGACAGUUACGACUCCAUUAAAGAGUCUGAGAAUGCAGGCAAGGUUGAUAUGAAUGACCAAGGAUCUGAGUUUACCCUACCAGCUUCUUACGUGGGGAGUCCUAGAUAUAUGAAGAACAUGUACUUAGAUGCUAUGGCGAUUUGUAAGCAUUUUGGAUUUCCAGACUAUUUCAUCACUUUUACAUGUAAUCCAAAAUGGCCGGAGAUCACUAGAUAUGUUAAAGCGAGGAAGCUGAAGGCAGAAGAUAGAUCAGAUAUUGUCUGUAGGAUUUUCAAGAUGAAGCUUGAUUCAUUGAUGGAUACUUUAACCAAGAAGAAAAUUUUGGGAGAAACAUCUUCAUCUAUGUACACUAUUGAGUUCCAGAAGCGUGGUUUACCACAUGCUCACAUUCUCUUAUUCAUGAAAAAGACUAAGCCUACCACAACAGAUGACAUUGACAACAUAAUUUCUGCAGAGAUUCCUAAUAAGAAGGAAGAACCUGAGCUUUACGAGGUCAUUAAGGACAUGAUGAUUCAUGGUCCUUGUGGAGCAGCGAAUAAGUAUUCACCAUGUAUGGAGAAUGGGAGAUGCUCUAAGUCCUAUCCUAAAUCAUUUGUUGAGAACACCUUUGUUAAUAAAGAAGGAUUUCCGGUUUACAGAAGGCGUCAACAGUCCGACAACUUUGUUCUGAAAAAUGGGGUGAAAUGCGACAAUCGAGCUCAUAUUAACGUGGAGUGGUGCAACCAAUCCGGCUCUAUAAAGUACUUAUUCAAGUACAUUAACAAAGGUCAAGAUCGGGUUACAGUUGCCGUUGAACCACCAGAACACAUUGUUGCAAAUGAGCUAGGAGAUGUCGAGAUUACUAAGGAAAAGCUUGACAAGAAAAGGGAUGAACUCAAAGAAUUCUUUGAUUGCAGAUACGUCUCUACAUGUGAAGGAAACUGGAGAAUAUUCAAAUUCCCUAUUCACUAUCGAUCAACUGCAGUAGAGAAGCUUAGUUUUCAUCUCCCCGGAAAACAACUUAUUACUUACAAAGGAAAAGAUAAACUGAUAGCAGUUGUGAGCAGGAAGCUUAUUGAGAAUACAAUGUUUCUAGCUUGGUUUGAGUUGAACAAAAUCGACUCCUUUGCUAGAACAUUGACAUUUGCUCAGAUUCCUAACUUCUAUACUUACGAUAAAAGUAAAAAGAAGUUCAAGAGGCGUAAGAGAGGUUUUAAGCUAGGGAGGAUUAAUUAUGCUCCACGUAACCAGGAAGAUGCUUACUUCUUGCGUGUGCUGUUGAACGUUGUCCGAGGACCGACCAGUUAUGAGGACAUCAAAACUUAUGAAGGUGUUCUAUAUCCGAGCUACAAGGAAGCAUGUUAUGCCCGUGGGUUAUUAGAUGAUGACCAAGAGUACAUUGAUGAUAUAAUGAGAAGAGCUUAUGACAGUACAGCAAGUGAGCUACGUAAAGUAUUUGUUAUGAUGCUUAUGAGUAACACUUUAUCUUCCCCAGAGGUAGUCUGGGAAAGCACUUGGGAGGUAUUGUCUGAAGAUAUUGAACACUAUAGGAGGAAAUAUUUCAAUCGACCAGGUCUACAGCUGAGUGAUGAUGACAAGAAAAGGUUUGCUUUAUUAGAGAUAGAAUCACUAUUGAGGCGCAGUGGUACUUCAUUGGCAAGAUUUAACAGUAUGCCUAAAUUACCAAAGAGAAGUAGUCGUGAUUCUAAUGUCUUGGCAGUGGACGAACUGAGCUACUGUCGUUCUUCUUUGUUGGAAACUCUUGAAAGAGAUAUUCCAAAGAUGACUUUGGAGCAAAGGGAAAUAUAUGACCAGAUUCUUGGAGCUGUUAGUAAAGCUGAUGGUGGAAUGUUUUUUGUGAGUGGUUUUGGUGGAACUGGUAAAACUUUCCUUUGGAAAUUACUUUCUGCAUCUAUCAGGUCUAGAGGAGAGAUUGUUCUAAAUGUGGCUUCGAGUGGCAUCGCAUCUUUGUUGUUGCAAGGCGGUCGAACAGCUCAUUCCAGAUUUGGUAUUCCACUCAGUCCAGACGAUUUUUCUAGGUGUACGAUGAGACAUGGAACAGACCAAUCUAAUUUAGUGAAAGCAUCAUCACUGAUUAUCUGGGAUGAAGCUCCAAUGAUGAGCAAACAUUGUUUUGAGGCUUUGGAUAGAACAUUAUCUGAUAUUCUUGGGAAGCAUGACACACAACCAUUUGGUGGAAAGGUAAUUGUUUUUGGAGGUGAUUUUAGACAAGUCUUGCCUGUUAUUAAUGGAGCUGGUAGAGCUGAGAUUGUGUUGGCUGCAUUGAACUCAUCCUAUCUUUGGAACCACUGCAAAGUUCUUAAGCUCACCCAAAAUAUGCGAUUGCACAAAGGCGGAUUGUCAAUUGAAGAUGCAACCGAGCUCAAGGAGUUUUCGGAGUGGAUAUUAAAAGUUGGUGAUGGUACACUUAAUGAACCUAAUGAUGGUGUUGCAGAGAUUGAAAUCCCAGAAGAAUUUUUGAUAACUGACUUCAAUGAUCCUAUAGAAGCUAUCAGCUCAGCUAUUUAUGGUGAUUCAAGCUCAUUGCAUGAAAACAAAGAGGCUAAAUUCUUUCAAGAGAGAGCUAUCCUUUGUCCAACUAACGAGGAUGUUCAUACAGUUAAUGAAUAUAUGUUGGAUAAGCUACAAGGUGAAGAAAAAAUUUACACAAGUGCUGAUAGCAUUUGUCCUUCUGAUACGAGUUCUGUAAACGACGAAGCUCUUUCUCCUGAUUUUCUAAACACGAUUAAGGUGCCUGGUUUACCAAAUCAUUGUCUUAGACUAAAGGUUGGAUGUCCUGUUAUGAUACUGAGAAACAUAGCGCCUACUGAUGGUUUAAUGAAUGGGACAAGACUUCAGAUCACUGAGCUCAUGGAUUUUAUGGUUCGAGCAAGGAUUCUUACAGGAGAAAGCGUUGGAAAAAUUAUUGAUAUUCCUAGAUUGUUGAUAACUCCAUCAGACACCAGGUUGCCUUUUAAAAUGAGGAGGAGGCAACUGCCUCUUGCUCUGGCAUUUGCGAUGACAAUCAACAAAAGCCAAGGGCAAUCGCUUUCUCAAGUAUGUCUCUACCUACCUAGACCAGUCUUCUCACAUGGGCAGCUAUAUGUUGCUGUUUCUAGGGUGACUUCCAAAAAAGAUUUCAGUUGUUGA